AUGGGCACGACCAUGCGUAAAAAGACUCAAGUUUCAUUUGUUAUCCGGGACGAAGAGGAGAGGAGACAUAAAAAUGGCGUUAGUUCAUUGCAGCUAGAUCCAAUACAAGGAAGAUUGUAUUCAGCCGGUAGGGAUGGGAUUAUACGAGUGUGGCACACCGGGGGUGGUACACAGGAUAGGUACAUCCAGAGCAUGGAACAUCACACCGAUUGGGUGAAUGACAUCGUCCUAUGUUGCGGUGGAAAAAACCUCAUAAGUGCAUCGUCGGAUACGACUGUAAAAGUAUGGAAUGCGCCCAAAGGUUUCUGUAUGUCGACAUUGCGUACUCAUAAAGAUUACGUACGAACAUUAGCUUAUGCAAAGGACAAGGAGCAAGUCGCCAGUGCAGGCUUAGACCGCGCGAUAUUCUUAUGGGAUGUGAAUACUUUGACAGCUUUAACUGCUAGCAAUAAUACCGUAACCACGUCCAGUUUGGUGGGAAACAAAGAAUCUAUAUACAGUUUAGCCAUGAACCCACCGGGUACUAUUCUGGUUAGUGGUUCUACAGAAAAAGUCCUGAGAGUUUGGGAUCCUAGAAACUGUUCACGUCUUAUGAAACUAAAAGGACAUUCGGACAACGUUAAAGCAUUAGUAGUAAGUAGAGAUGGCUCCCAGUGUGUGUCUGGGAGCUCAGAUGGCACUAUAAAGCUGUGGCUUCUAUCGCAGCAGAGAUGUGUGUCAACAAUCCGGGUACAUUCCGAAGCAGUUUGGGCACUUCUAGCCACAGAAAACUUCACCCAUAUCAUAUCAGGAGGAAGGGAUCGUCUAGUCAUUAUAACAGAGUUGAGAAAUCCAGAUAACUUUAUGAUUGUUUGUGAAGAGACCGCACCCAUUCUUAAACUAUGUUUUACAGCAGACCAACAAGCUGUAUGGGUAGCUACUUCUAACUCUGAUAUACGAUGUUGGAAGCUUCCACCUCUUAACACACUAAAUUCCGAUAUGUACAACCAGAACAAUUAUAAUACAAAUAAUGUUUAUCAAACACAACCCUUACAUAACAUUGUUGGUGGCAAAGCAAUCAAACAUUACACAGUUUUAAACGACAAACGUCACAUAUUAACAAAAGAUACGACAAAUAAUGUUGUGUUAUAUGAUGUUUUAAAAGCAAGUAAAGUUGAGGAAUUAGGGGAAGUUGAUUAUGAGGAAGAACUGAAGAAACGAUUCAAAAUGGUUUAUGUACCAAACUGGUUUAAUGUAGAUUUAAAGACUGGAAUGUUGACGAUACAUCUGGGACAGGAUGAGACAGACUGUUUCAGUGCUUGGGUUAGUGCUAAGGAAGCUGGACUAACAACCGAAAAUGAUCAAAAAGUCAACUUUGGGGCGUUACUGUUACAAGCUUUGUUGGAACAUUGGAAUCAUCCAAAUAGAGUUAAUGAGGCCGGACAAAAAGUUAUAGGAAACAACUUUUUCAGUGUCCCUCUGCACACACCGCUUAUAUUUAGUGAAGUCGGUGGUAGAACACUUUACAGGCUUCAGGUUGGUGACGCGGGAGGCGAAACUGAAGGAAAUUUAUUACUAGAAACAGUGCCAUCAUGGGUUGUCGAUGUUGCUAUAGAAAUGGCAGCGCCUAAGCUGAAUAAAUUGCCAUUCUACUUACUACCACACUCCACUUGUCAAAGCAAACAGGAUAGACAGAAGAAGGACCGUCUCGUCGCCAACGAUUUUAUUCAAUGUCGUAAAGUGGCAGAGCAUGUUGUUGAAAAGAUUGUUGGUGGGGGUGACGUCAACGGAACGAACGCAGGCAAGAGCGAAGAAAGUACUAACGACUCCCCAGAAGAACGGGUCGAAUUGUUGUGCUGUGAUCAGGUAUUAGACCCAAACAUGGAUCUCCGUACCGUCCGUCAUUUCAUCUGGAAAUCCAAUGUUGAGUUCACGUUACAUUAUAGAGUUCUGAAACAAUGAAAUUCGAGUUUAUACAUUGUGAGGUUCAAUAAACAGUUGAAAAAGUGCUGCUCCAUUCAAAACUUCUUCAAGUGAAGUGACUAGUGUUGCCACUGCUGAUUUUAUGACAUGAUUUACAUAAAGGACGUACUGAAAAAUUCAAAUUUUAUUAAAAUGACGACGUAUAAAUCACA
This is a messenger RNA of Melitaea cinxia (Glanville fritillary), 2114 nucleotides long. RefSeq names its product WD repeat-containing protein 48 homolog. Gene Ontology annotation, biological process: protein deubiquitination; double-strand break repair via homologous recombination. Gene Ontology annotation, molecular function: ubiquitin binding. NCBI's taxonomy places the organism in Eukaryota, Metazoa, Arthropoda, Insecta, Lepidoptera, Nymphalidae. Bases 1 to 1941 code for a protein of 646 amino acids. The transcript has 4 exons. The record is from RefSeq and is a predicted model, not a curated record.